AUGACAAUCUAUGAGAACGACCCCAAUAAAGAUACUCUCUUGAAAUUCAUAGAGAGAGAGAUUGCCUCGCUCAAGAUGAUAUCGCAUCCCAAUGUCAUUCAAUUCUAUGGUAUCGCUGAGAAGGAGCGAUCGUUCUUCUUGUUGACAGAGUUGGUUGCUGGCGGCGAUCUACAUUGGUACAUCAAGAAUCUCGACAUCAAAAUGUCGUGGCGACUCGUAUUGCUGAUCGCCAAAGACAUAGCUUCAUCGAUGGUAUAUCUACACAACAACAAUGUGGUACAUCGUGAUUUGAAAUCAACAAACUUGUUAGUCGCUGAGAAUUGGGUGAUCAAGGUGUGUGACUUUGGACUGGCGCGAAAAGUCGACUUGUCUGCCAAGUCGCAGAUGACCAUCUGCGGAACCGACGAUUGGAUGGCGCCGGAAGUGUUACUCGGCGAAUCGUACGAUAAAUCAUGUGAUGUUUUCUCGUUUGGCAUUGUGCUGAUCGAGUUGGUCACCCGACUGCGACUGACGCCGCGCAUCCGUAACGAGAAUCUCGGAAUCGACCAGCCCUACGUGAAAUCUCGCGCCAAAGAAGGAUGCCCAAAUGAAAUACUCGAGUUGAUAUUCAUGUGUUGUCGUGAGAAGCCACAGCUACGUCCAACCUUUGAGAAGAUUGAACAGGCGUUGAUCUAUUUGCUCGAAAAUCUCAAAGAUAUCGGCCAGGACGUCGACUAUCCACCACUGCGAACAUUCCAGCCACCAGAGUUGACAAUGGCGCAGAUCUCCAAAGAUCAAUCUUUCCCACGACCAUUUGUACAACCCGUUGCUCCUUCAACUCUGAAUGGAUCCAACAAAGAACUUCCACUCUUUAAGACAUCGCUAAACAACUCACUCAAUUCUUUCCCAAGACCAUAUGUAUCAUCAGCAUCAUCCAAUAACAACAACAACAAUGAAACAACAACAGUAAUUUCAUCAUCACCAUCCACUAAAUUUACAUUUCCUCGUCCGUAUCAAGGUAGUCCAAGUUCAUCUUUGGGAUCAUCAGCACCUAUUUCAGCACCACUUUCAACUUCACCCUCUGGCUUUUCAUUCCCUCGUCCAUAUCAACCAACCGACGAAGAAAUCGAAGAGGAAUUACAGCUUCAGAAACAACUACAAGCAGAUCGAUACUUUGAACAGCAACAAAUUGAAGAGGAAGAACAACUACUCUUACAACAACAACUAGAACAACAAGAACAAGAAAUACAAGAACAAUUACUUUUACAGCAACAACAACAACAACAGGAACAAGAAAUACAAGAACAACAACAACCACAACAACAAUAUAUAUUUGCAGAUAGUGUAGUAUCAUUUCAUGAUUCAGAAUUACUAUCAUUUCCUCGACCUUAUCAACCUGAAGAAUAUAAAUCACCAACCAGUCCUUUACUCAUACAAACCGACUAUAGUUUUCCAAGACCUUGGAAUCCAGAGUAUGAUAAAGAACCACCAUUAUCUACUUCAAAAUCAAUAUCACAAACAGCAGCAGAUGCAGCAACACAACAAACAACAACAACAUCAACAACAUCAACAGCAAAUCACAAUACAAUCGAUAAAAAUAGUUUAAGAAUUAAUAUAACCAAAGAAAAGAUAGACGAUAAUGUAUCGGUGAAUAACAGAACACAACAAAUCUCAUCACCACAUCUCAUCACUGUUACAUUGGCACCACCGACAAGCUCGAGUUUACCAUCCUCACCGAAAUCAAUAACAACACCAGUAUCCAAUCACUCGUCGACACAAUCUACACCGACAUGUACACCAAGUUCAACACCAACCAAAACACCAUCGACAUCACCUUUUGUAGCUACACCACCAAAGAAAUCACAUUCACCACCGACCUCUUCGAGCUCUGCACCAACCUCACCACACAAAUCACAUGUUUCCAUCCAAGACAGAAUUAAAAACCUUCUCAAAGGCGGUGGAAGUACAAAGAAUAUCAAUAAUAGCCAGAAUCAAAAACCAGAAUCACCUUCAUUCCUUAGAAAAUCUGUAAAUACCAAAGAUAUCAUUCAAAAAUACGAAGAGAUCACUAAAAGAGUUCAAGCUGGUUCACACCGAACCUCCAAUUCAUAA
Heterostelium album PN500 is the source of this 2091-nucleotide messenger RNA. Its product is annotated as LISK family protein kinase. The record is from RefSeq and is a predicted model, not a curated record. Gene Ontology annotation, biological process: protein phosphorylation. NCBI's taxonomy places the organism in Eukaryota, Evosea, Eumycetozoa, Acytosteliales, Acytosteliaceae. The coding region runs from base 1 to 2091 and encodes 696 amino acids. The transcript has a single exon. Gene Ontology annotation, molecular function: protein kinase activity; ATP binding.